AUGCUGGGCGCUUUCCGCCGUUCCGGCGCCGUCCAUGCGCUGCGAGCUUCACGAUCUCUGCUGGCCAGAUCGAUUCCUCAGCAACCUCAAUGGCUCUCUGCUUCUGCACCGGCGGUCUCAUACGUCGCUCGCGCCCUCUACCAUCCGUCCCCGGCUUUUCUUGAUGCCACAGCAGCAGCUCAGGCGCAACUCAACGUCGCCGCCGACAUCGAGCCCCGGCUACCCAAUUCCAAGUUCCACAGCCUGGCACAAGACGGCCUGGUCAACGACAGACUGAUCCGGACCGUGACAAAUUCCAUGAAGAUUGAAACCAUGACCGAUGUUCAAGCUAAGACGAUCCGUGAAACACUGAGCGGCGAUGAUGUCUUGGCCCAGGCAAAGACCGGAACUGGAAAGACUCUUGCCUUCUUGAUCCCGGUCGUCCAGCGCCUUGUUAGUGAUCCGUCAGUCAAACGCUCGCGCCCCUCAUACCGUGGACAACAAGGGAGGAGAAACACGCCCGAUAUUCGGGCGAUUGUCAUCUCUCCGACUCGUGAGUUGGCGGAACAGAUUGCCCAUGAGGCACAGCGCUUGGUGUAUGGACUGGGUUUGACCGUGCAGACGGCAGUCGGCGGUACUCAAAAGAGAUUGCAUCUAAACAAGAUCCGGAACGAGGGCUGCAAUAUCUUGGUUGGAACUCCUGGUCGUCUGAAGGACCUUCUUUCCGAUCCGUACAGCGGUGUCACCGCGCCCCAGCUCCAAGCUCUCGUCUUCGACGAGGCUGAUCGCUUGCUGGAUGAUGGCUUCUCGCAAGAGAUCGGUCAGAUCAAGGACCUCCUGCCCAACCCGGAGGAGGUCGACCGCCAGACCCUGAUGUUCUCCGCCACCGUCCCAGGUGAAGUCAUGAACAUGGUGCGUCAGACUAUGAAGCCUGACUUCAAGUUCAUUAAGACUGUCUCGGAGGAUGAGGUGCCCACCCACUUGCGGGUGCCCCAGAAGGUCGUCUACCUGGAUGGCUUCCAGAACGGCUUGCCUGCUAUUCUGGAGCUGGCCAAGCAGGGUUACGUUAACUCCCCGAAUUUCAAGGCCAUUGUCUACCUGAACGCAACGACGAUGGUCUCGCUGGCCAACGACAUCUUCAGGCGGCUUCAGAAUGAUCCUGAGGACCGUACCAAAGGACACGCUCUUGGCCGCCUCCCUAUUCUCCAAAUCCAUUCGCGACUGACUCAGGCGCAAAGAACUCGUGUUACGAGUACUUUCCGCAACGCGCGCUCCGGCAUUCUCUUCUCUUCCGACGUAACCGCCCGUGGUCUGGAUUUCCCCGAUGUCACGCACGUCAUCCAAUACGGACUCCCCAGCGAGCGUCAGACCUACAUCCACCGCGUGGGACGUACUGGCCGUGCGAACAAGGAAGGUGAGGGCUGGAUCUUGCUGCAUAACAACGAGAAGCGUGCCUUCAAACAGAUGUUGGGUGACCUGCCGAUCGAGGAGGAUCAGACCACGAUCCCCGUGGCGAAGGUCAACAUGCGUGAAGAGAUCGAGGAUGAUGGCUCAGAGACGAGCCGAACUCUACAACAAAUCAAAUUGGCCGCGCAGCAGGUUCCUAUCGACGAUCGCGUGGAGGCAUGGAAGUCCCAAACGGGUACCAUCAUAGGCAAACUCCAACCUCUGUCGGCGACCCUCCCUGCAAUGCAUGACCUGUCCAAGUACGGAUACGUGCUGCCCAAGCCUCCGCAUCUCCCUUCCAGAAUCCAACAAGCUUUGGAGAAGGGCGAUAGGCCUCCUCCAAGGUCCAACCGUGGUGGGCCCCGGGAUUCCUUCAGGUCCCGGGAUUCCUACAGGCCCCGUUCUAGCGGUGGCUAUAAUGACCGCUACCAACGCUCCUCAUCCCGCGACCGCGAGCCCCGCAACCCUUGGAACGAAAGAGGCUCCUCUCGCGGCCGUCGCGAGAGCCGCUCCUACAACCGCUACUGA
Messenger RNA from Aspergillus niger, 1953 nucleotides. RefSeq lists its product as uncharacterized. Gene Ontology annotation, molecular function: ATP binding; nucleic acid binding. The coding region runs from base 1 to 1953 and encodes 650 amino acids. The record is from RefSeq and is a predicted model, not a curated record. The transcript has 2 exons. Gene Ontology annotation, cellular component: mitochondrion. NCBI's taxonomy places the organism in Eukaryota, Fungi, Ascomycota, Eurotiomycetes, Eurotiales, Aspergillaceae.